AAAAAUAUUAACAACUCAUAAUCGCACUCCCCGGCCUGUCGAAAUCCAUGGUUCCGUAGUAUGAAAUUCGCCUCGCCUUCUUCAUUAUUCUCGUCAAAAAAGGUGUGCUCAAUCAACCCAGCAUUUAGUGAAACACUGCGAUAAAAUGAGUUGUCGUUAUAAAGCCCCUAUUUACAUUGUAAUUUGUGUGGAAAAACCUGACACUCUGACUAUCAUUUUGCUACAGAUCAUUCAUUGUCCACUUUAAUUGCUGGGAUUAUUCGCGUACCCGAGGCUUUGCAUACGCCAUGGACGGAACCUACGCAAAUUCAACGAAGGCAAACGGGUCCGAUUCCGGACCAUCGAUUUCGACCAUGCUGGGCGUGAUUGCUGCGGUCGUACUGGCCGUGGUGGCCCUAAUGGCCCUUGGCCCAUGCAUAUUGAAUCGGAGAAGACAACACCCAGGAGCACAGGUGGAUAUUGAGAGUCGGGAAGACGCCCCAAACGGUACAAUUGGUCUCCAAACUCUCGACUCCACAAGUCCAACCCAAAACUACAAAUUUCCCCAGGCGUCCAAAUCGCGGUCAUCCUUGGCUUCGCACACAUCCAAUUCGUUAGAACUCUGGUACGUUCUUGAUUUUUUCUUUUUUCACUUUUAACUGCCAACUACUUAAAUUACUUAGUGCGAUAUGUCUCGAAAUCUUUGAGGGUUUGGAUACCGUUCGACGAUUGAAAUGCGAGCAUGUCUAUCACAGACAAUGCAUUGACACUUGGUUUCAACGGCAGCAUUUCAAUUGUCCAUUGUGUAAGUCAGUAUAUGUGACACGGCCGGACCGGAGUCUGGAAGUUCAACGAGCUGAAGUUAACGAGAGGCGUGACCCUGAGGUUGCGGGUUCCGAGCUCCAACAUGCUGAUAGGCUAUUCAGGCCAGUUCAUGUACUGGUGCCAGUUUGAAUUUGGGCCUAUCCUAUAUACGAUACAGCCGUAUGGCAUUUUGUAUGACCUUCUGGGCCCUACCGCGUUAAAUAUAUCACUUAUGGCUGAUAUUGGGCAUUUCGUCGCAGAAAAAGUGGCAAAUAUCCAUGCAUAACGUGCAUGAUAAGCGAAUGUCGCA
Messenger RNA from Fusarium redolens, 1093 nucleotides. RefSeq lists its product as uncharacterized. The transcript is spliced from 2 exons. The record is from RefSeq and is a predicted model, not a curated record. Lineage: Eukaryota; Fungi; Ascomycota; Sordariomycetes; Hypocreales; Nectriaceae. Bases 288 to 638 code for a protein of 116 amino acids.